Messenger RNA from Glycine soja, 1448 nucleotides. Its product is annotated as omega-3 fatty acid desaturase, endoplasmic reticulum. NCBI's taxonomy places the organism in Eukaryota, Viridiplantae, Streptophyta, Magnoliopsida, Fabales, Fabaceae. The record is from RefSeq and is a predicted model, not a curated record. Gene Ontology annotation, molecular function: oxidoreductase activity, acting on paired donors, with oxidation of a pair of donors resulting in the reduction of molecular oxygen to two molecules of water. Gene Ontology annotation, biological process: lipid metabolic process. The transcript is spliced from 8 exons. Bases 104 to 1246 code for a protein of 380 amino acids.
UUCUGAGAGAAUUCACCACCAUCUGCUCUACACUCAUCUUAUAUAUAGCUAUCACCCCUCUCCAAAGCAGCAUUGUAACAGAGAAAGAAACAUUUGAGCAAAAAUGGUUCAAGCACAGCCUCUACAACAUGUUGGUAAUGGUGCAGGGAAAGAAGAUCAAGCUUAUUUUGAUCCAAGUGCUCCACCACCCUUCAAGAUUGCAAAUAUCAGAGCAGCAAUUCCAAAACAUUGCUGGGAGAAGAACACAUUGAGAUCUCUGAGUUAUGUUCUGAGGGAUGUGUUGGUAGUGACUGCAUUGGUAGCUGCAGCAAUCGGCUUCAAUAGCUGGUUCUUCUGGCCACUCUAUUGGCCUGCACAAGGCACAAUGUUUUGGGCACUUUUUGUUCUUGGACAUGAUUGUGGUCAUGGAAGUUUUUCAAACAGUCCUUUGUUGAACAGCAUUGUGGGCCACAUCUUGCACUCUUCAAUUCUUGUACCAUACCAUGGAUGGAGAAUUAGCCACAGGACUCACCAUCAGAACCAUGGCCAUGUUGAGAAGGAUGAAUCAUGGGUUCCGCUUACAGAGAAAGUUUACAAGAAUCUAGACAACAUGACAAGAAUGAUGAGAUUCACUCUUCCUUUCCCCAUCUUUGCAUACCCCUUUUAUUUGUGGAGCAGAAGCCCUGGAAAAGAAGGCUCUCAUUUCAACCCUUACAGCAACUUGUUCUCUCCUGGUGAGAGAAGAGAUGUGCUAACUUCAACUCUGUGUUGGGGCAUCAUGCUUUCUGUGCUUCUCUAUCUUUCCCUCACAAUGGGUCCACUUUUUAUGCUCAAGCUCUAUGGGGUUCCCUAUUUGAUCUUCGUCAUGUGGCUGGAUUUCGUCACGUACUUGCAUCAUCAUGGUUACAAGCAGAAACUGCCUUGGUACCGUGGCCAGGAAUGGAGUUAUCUAAGGGGUGGUCUUACAACAGUAGAUCGCGACUAUGGUUGGAUCAACAACAUUCACCAUGACAUUGGCACCCAUGUUAUCCAUCACCUUUUCCCUCAAAUUCCACAUUAUCAUUUAAUCGAUGCGACUAAAGCAGCAAAGGCAGUGCUAGGAAAGUAUUAUCGUGAGCCUCAGAAAUCUGGGCCAUUGCCACUUCAUCUAAUAAAGUACUUGCUCCACAGCAUAAGUCAGGAUCACUUCGUUAGCGACUCUGGCGACAUUGUGUACUACCAGACUGAUUCCCAGCUCCACAAAGAUUCUUGGACCCAGUCCAACUAAAGUUUUUGAUGCUACAUUUACCUAUUUCACUCUUAAAUACUAUUUCCUAUGUAAUAUGUAAUUUAGAAUAUGUUACCUACUCAAAUCAAUUAGGUGACAUGUAUAAGCUUUCAUAAAUUAUGCUAGAAAUGCACUUACUUUUCAAAGCAUGCUAUGUUAGAAUUGAAUCUACUUUUCAAUACCCAGAUCAUCAAUUAGUUGA